This is a messenger RNA of Plodia interpunctella (Indianmeal moth), 2337 nucleotides long. Its product is annotated as ATP-binding cassette sub-family G member 1-like. The record is from RefSeq and is a predicted model, not a curated record. Gene Ontology annotation, biological process: transmembrane transport. Bases 132 to 2219 code for a protein of 695 amino acids. Lineage: Eukaryota; Metazoa; Arthropoda; Insecta; Lepidoptera; Pyralidae. Gene Ontology annotation, cellular component: membrane. The transcript is spliced from 13 exons. Gene Ontology annotation, molecular function: ATP hydrolysis activity; ATP binding; ABC-type transporter activity.
AGUGAGUGCCGUCGCCAACACUUGGAUUAUCUUCAAGCGGCAGUCUGCGUGCGAAUGUGGCACACGACGGACGUGCCGCCGACGCGCUCGUGUUCCUUUGUGACGUGAUUAAACAUAUUUCCGUGAACAAAAUGGCAGUGGACAAAGAUGUGAACCUUGUGGAGUCCGCAGACUUAAAACCCAUUAUGUCCGACAGGAGUGGAGCCCACAAGGUGACCAUUGCUCCCGCGCAGCAUAAGACCCUGACGCACUUGCCCAAGAGACCACCAGUGGACUUGGCAUUCACUGAUCUUACUUACAAAGUGCAAGAGGGAAGAAAAAGCAAUGUGAAGACAAUCCUGAAGUCAGUGUCCGGGCGCCUACGCUCUGGCGAGCUGACUGCCAUCAUGGGACCCUCGGGCGCGGGCAAAUCCACGCUGCUCAACAUACUCACUGGAUACAAGACAUCAGGAAUGGAAGGCAGCAUUACAGUGAACGGCAUGGAGCGCAACCUGUCCAGUUUCCGCAAGCUGUCCUGCUACAUCAUGCAGGACAACCAACUGCACGGGAAUCUCACUGUAGAAGAGGCCAUGUCCGUGGCUACAGCGCUCAAACUCCCGUCCGUUACCGCACGAGCUCAUAAGGAGGAAGUGAUACAAGAGAUCCUCGAAACCCUUGGUCUAUCAGAGCAUCACAAAACAAUGACCUCCAACCUCUCUGGAGGUCAGAAGAAGCGUCUCUCCAUAGCCUUGGAGCUGGUCAACAACCCGCCUAUUAUGUUCUUCGACGAGCCCACAUCAGGUCUGGACAGUUCUUCAUGCUUCCAAUGCAUAUCGCUCCUCAAGACGCUGGCCAGUGGCGGCAGGACCAUCAUCUGCACAAUACACCAGCCUUCAGCUCGCUUGUUCGAGAUGUUCGACCAUUUGUACACGCUAGCCGAUGGACAGUGCGUGUACCAAGGCAGCACGGGGAGGUUGGUGGAAUGGCUGGGCAGCUUGAACCUAGCGUGUCCAUCAUACCACAACCCGGCGUCCUUCAUCAUCGAGGUGUCGUGUGGCGAGUAUGGCGACAACACCGGCAAGCUGGUGCGGGCCAUAGACAACGGCAAGAAUGACAUUAGAAACGGCGUGCCGUUCCCCGAGAACAACUACAACAAUAAAAACGACAUGGCGCUGUCGCUUGCGCAGGAGCGCAACAAGAACGAUCUAUCUCAACUGCAGGAGAAGUUCAUUGACCCGCCCGACGCGAACGGCAAUGGCAAUCUGCAAAAUGGCAUCUUGCAAUACGCUGCCAACGAGAUUUCCAAGGGAAAAGGUGAGCCUCUAGUGGUGCAAAUGGAGCUGGAGAAGCCCGACAACGCGGAGGUGGCGUUGCUCGGCGAACAGAGCCCCAAACGAUACGCCACGUCGGAGUUCAAACAGUUCUGGGUCGUGCUCAAGAGGACGCUGCUCUUCAGCAGGAGGGAUUGGACGCUGAUGUACCUCCGUUUGUUCGCUCACAUACUGGUCGGCUUCCUGAUCGGAGCGCUUUACUACGACAUCGGCAAUGACGGCUCCAAGGUGUUGUCCAACCUGGGUUUCCUGUUCUUCAACAUGCUGUUCCUUAUGUACACCUCCAUGACUAUCACUAUACUAAGCUUCCCGCUGGAGAUGCCGGUGCUAAUAAAGGAACACUUCAACCGCUGGUACUCGCUGCGCUCCUACUACCUCGCCAUCACAGUGUCUGAUAUACCCUUCCAGGCGAUAUUCUGCGUGAUCUACGUGGUGAUCGUGUACCUGCUGACGUCACAGCCGGCCGAGUGGUUCCGCUUCUCGCUGUUCCUGAGCUCGUGCCUGCUCAUCUCCUUCGUGGCGCAGAGCGUGGGGCUCGUCGUCGGCGCCGCCAUGAACGUGCAGAACGGCGUAUUCCUAGCGCCCGUGAUGUCUGUCCCAUUCCUGCUGUUCAGCGGGUUCUUCGUGUCCUUCAACGCCAUCCCCAAGUACCUGCGCUGGAUCACCUACCUCUCCUACAUCCGCUACGGCUUCGAGGGCACAGCACUCGCCACCUACAGCUUCGACAGGCCCAAGCUCAGGUGCCAUCAGGCGUACUGCCAUUUCAAAAACCCGUCGACCACGUUGGAGGAGCUGGACAUGCUGGACGCGGACAUCACUCUGGACAUCGCCGCUCUGUGCCUCAUCUUCGUGGUGCUCAGGAUCUCCGCCUUUCUGUUCCUCCGGUGGAAACUCAAGUCCACCAGGUAAAUUGUAAAUAUGUACAAUUAUCGCCAAAAAAAAACUAUGAACAAUUUUUUUAAUCGGCCUUAUGAUUAAAAUAGUCUUACUUAUAAAAUAAAAACACAUGUAUUCCUGAAAAAAAAAA